AUGAUUGGCGCGGCCUCUUUCCUGCCUCCUCUGGGGGAGCGCCCACCUCAAUACCGCACUCCAUCUCCUCCGCGACGCGCCGUGGAGCCCAUCACACCCUCCACCGCAGAAUUUCGUGCGGCCGCCCAUCCAAUCAUGCUCGGAAUGCUGGACCGGAUGGCUCUUCUAAUAAUCGAUCGGGUCACGGCCGGUCGAACUCGACCAUUGAUACUCUUGCGACCAUCGCUCUCGCAACGAGCCCAACCUUCGCGCCACUCUCCCAUCGCCCACCUUCUCCGGACUCUCGAUCGACCGUCCCUCUGUUCCCCCCCCGAAUCGAACAACUCCGAACGCCCCGCGAAGCGUCCACGCUCCGAGAGAGACCCCUCACCUUACCUUGCUCGCGUCCAACCGCCUGCUCAUUCUCAUUCCCAUUCUCAACCUCCCUCCCACGCCUACUCCCAGCCUCGCUCACACAAUCACUCAUACUCCAAUGUCUUGCCUCAAGAUAGCAUGACAACCGACGCUGAGCUCCUCUUGAACUUUGCCCGCCCAACCAAUUUUCAUCCCGGUAACCACACAAAACGAGUCAGCAUCGAUGAGUCCUACCACCAUUAUGGCAACGAUGCGUCGCGACAUAACCGAGUUGGCUUUGCUACCGAGAGCUAUCAUGACGGGAAGCCUGCGUAUCACAUGGAGGACGGACAUCCGCCGUCGCGAAUGAGGUCUCGUUCUGACGGCUCCGCAUUUGUCCCGCGUCCUGUGAUUCGCGGCGUACGCCCAACUACGAGCUCAGGCACAUUGUCUCCUAUUGUAUGGGAAGAUGAAAAUGAAGAAAGCUCAUCGGGAGACGCUUCUCGCUACACUGGGUAUGGGGAUCAUAUGAUUGCCGGCCCCAAAGAGCCUUACACCAUGAAGAAAGGCGUGGCAUCACUGCCCAAGCUUGAAGAGGAAGAGCCUAAUGAGUCAAACCAGACAAGCUGUGGCGCAUGUCAUAUGGUCAGGACACCCAUGGAGACCGAGGAGAACGAAGAAGAUACCUGGAUCAACUGUGAUGGAUGUAAACAGUGGUUCCAUAUCGUUUGUGCUGGGUUCAAGAACGACCGAGAAGUCCGCACCGUCGACAAAUUCAUCUGCCACCCAUGUCGACCUGUUUAUGGUCAAACAACGUUUGUGCGCAAGUCUUCCCGUGCCCGAACGGCAAUAGACUAUGCAGGUCUCAACCAAGGUCUUGUGAAAGCCGCCUCCAACUCUCUGGAACACCACUAUCUGGAGCCAAUCCGCCAAGGAAGAAUCAAAUUUCUUCCGGAGAACUUUCCUCGUAUGAAGCCAGAAUUGGUCGUUGCGGAGUAUUUUGAGCGCGGCAAUGGAUGGACCGAGCCUGUCGUGAUCCCUGCUUGCUGGAACACUCGCGAGCCUGUCUCUGAAAUGGACGCAGGUUUGGAUGCUCUCGCUCAGGAGGCGACCACCCAAGAGAUGUUUGAUGAACUCCUGGAACACCUUGAAGAGCAAGAAGCCGACACGAAAGAGGUCAUUGAUUGUGGUCAAGAUCAGUUGGAUAUGGUCAUCCCUCAGGGCUUGACCGUUCGUGCUGUAGCCGAGCUUUAUGGCCCCGAAGAGAGAGUCGAGGUCAUCGACGUCAAGUCACAACAGGGCGAGGAUAAGCGAUGGAACAUGCAGAAAUGGGCCGAUUACUAUGAGAGCAACGAACCCGAAAAGCCAGUUCGAAACGUCAUUAGCCUUGAAGUGUCUCAGAGCAGACUUGGUCGGCUCAUCAAACGACCGAAGAUCGUCCGAGACCUGGAUUUGCAAGACGCUGUCUGGCCUGAGGAAUUGAAGGCAAUUGGUGACUACCCCAAAGUUCAGUUCUAUUGCCUGAUGUCCGUUGCCGACUGCUACACCGAUUUCCACAUCGAUUUUGGUGGUUCCUCGGUCUACUAUCACAUUCUCAAGGGCAAGAAGACGUUUUUCUUCAUCCCGCCUACGGACCGCAAUCUAAAAAAAUAUGAGGAGUGGUGCAACUCACCUGCACAAGACUCGGUUUUUCUUGGCAACCAAACAAAGGAAUGCUAUCGUGUCGACCUAUCCGAAGGAGAUACCAUGUUAAUUCCAUCAGGUUGGAUCCACGCUGUUUGGACCCCGGAGAACAGCUUGGUCAUCGGCGGCAACUUCCUGACUCGGUUGAACUACGGCAUGCAAAUCAAAAUCCUCAACAUCGAGAAGGAUACGAAAGUUCCCAAGAAGUUCCGGUACCCGUUUUUCCAGAAAAUCCAGUGGUACACCGCUAUGAGGUAUCUGGAGGAAGAUCCAGUUCCUCAGAAUGUGGUGGAUGCUUUCAUGCAGGACGAAAAUUUCCGAUUCCACCGAGACUAUCCUGCCUACUACGAAUUCGGUGAACUGACGAACCGAGAACCUUUGGGAUCACCCUUCUACAAUGCCCGAUUCUAUUCACAAGCGGAGCUGGAGGGGCUGCCGGAGUUGGCUAAGUACCUUCUCCGGACAGCACUCAUUGCCAGCUCCUAUCUUGUUGAUGGAGUGACAAAUGAAACACGAAAUGCUGUUCGUCGCUCUAUUCCCAAGGGAGUCACUGACCCUGUGGAUAUGAUCCGAAUUUUCGGAAUCUGGGUUGCAUGGAAGCGCGGCAACGAGACAGCUGCUCGAUGGACUCGACCCGGUGUUAUUGAAAGCAACCCCAAAGUCUCUCUCAAUGAGAAGAAGCCCGCUGGACGGUCGAGUCGCCGAUCGGAUCGCCAUGCUGACAGCCAUCGUACAUAUGCUGAACGACAAGCUGUACAGCGCCCGGCCGAAGAUCUGGCGCCAACUCCCGUUCCACCCGCAAAUAAUGGUCCGCAUAUCCCAUUCAACAAUGCAACCCCAAUGCCAGCGAACUACAUGCCCGAAUAUGCGCCGCCUCAAGAUUGCAUGAUCAUGAAGCCCCGAUCAGCUCCGCGAGGCUCUGGCCUUGGACCGAAGCGUGUUGCGUGCGAUGCUUGUCGCCGGCGACGCAUCCGAUGCCGCCACAAGGAUGAGCCUGCCGACCAGCAAAUGGGAAUCAAUGGUUUUGGGUCAGCAUCGGGCGUUAGCACUCCGAACUCAUUGGCGCAAGAUGCUGUUUCCGCAUUGAACUCCUUGGCCGCAAUUGCUUCUCAGGCCGGCUUCCAGAGCAAUGGCAUGAUCGGUCUUGAUGCAUUUGAUGGCUCAGGGAAGUUCCAGUCAGCAAUCAUGGGAGCCUCGACUGCUGCCGCCAAUAGACUGAAUGACCUGAGCCCCGAUGGUGCCAACGGCGCGAAAAAGGGACGGAGCAAGGCUUGUGAUGAUUGUCGGAAGAGCAAGCGCCGUUGUAUCCACGACGAGUAUGGCCAGAUUGACCCGAUCAAGGCCAAUGAACGAUCUAAGCCUCGUGGCACCGCGUCGGCAAAGCGCCCUCGACCUAACGAAGAUGAUUCGGCGCCUACUUCAUCCAAAAAGACCAAGCAGGAAAGCACAUCACCAGUCGUGAACAACGGAAAAUUUGGCCCCACCGAAGGCCAAGCGGACACCAAAGACUCAGUCAUGCACGCUGUUCCAGCCACAUACGACAAUGAAGUUGCCAACCAUCGUCCCCCAAUACCUCGGCAAUACGAUCAGAUCCCUCUGCAAUACCAUCAGCCCCGCGUGGAUGACCAAAUUUCCGUGAAUCAAACAUAUGCAUCGCCACCGGUCUUCCAAGCGGAUCUGGAUAUGAAGGAUUCAAACUCAUUGUCCGUUUCAUCAAAGCCAACCACUUCCUUGGUGUCCCCGCCUACGUCGCUGGCCGAUGAGAUGGAUGUGGUUCAAGAUGGCGAAGCAAUGGCCUCUGUCGAAGGCGAAGCUCCCAAUGCGCUACACACUCCCAAUUCAAGUUCUCGUCAUUCAUCUCGGCAGCCUCGACAUGUUGAGCGAUUUGUACCGGAGGCAACGUCAGCUCGUCCGUCCAAACCACCUGGACGUACUGCCCUUCCAACGUCGCGAACUACCCCUGGCCACCAAACGGGUCAUCAAUCAUCAGCCAAGAAACCUUCUUCGCGUCCCUCUUCGUCCCAUGCUAAGAAGAGUUCGCCAAUGAUCGAGAAGCGCUUCGAGCGUCAUGCCACAACGUCUCUAUCUCCGCAUCAGCCGAAGCACGUGAACCACCAAACGGAAGAAGAAGAGCAAAGUUUGCGUCUGAUCCGGGAACUUCAAGAGGCAGAAUUCGGAUUACGACGACGUCGUGGCUAG
Molecule: messenger RNA, 4215 nt
Organism: Penicillium argentinense
Lineage: Eukaryota; Fungi; Ascomycota; Eurotiomycetes; Eurotiales; Aspergillaceae
Gene: jhd1
Product: [Histone H3]-lysine-36 demethylase
Exons: 3
Coding region: 1-4215 (1404 amino acids)
Biological process (GO): protein demethylation; regulation of transcription by RNA polymerase II
Molecular function (GO): histone demethylase activity; transcription coregulator activity
Source: RefSeq, a predicted model, not a curated record